ACCAAAGCUUGCUUGACGCGUUUCGCCGCCACACGCGGUGGAACGCUGAACCGCAACAGACGUGUCGCGAGGAGAAAGGACGGGAGCCGUCUCAUCAGCAGGAAAGGCAUGGUUUGCUGCAGCAGAAGCAAAGUGCAUUGCCACAGCAGCAAAGAGAACCGCCCCGGCAGCAAGAGAUCGAAAGCUGCUCGCAACAACAGACCCGUAGUACAACUACCUUUUCUAGGGCUGACGUGGCUUCGAAGUCUCCCCCAGCGGAUACAGCGCGGGCAGAGAGCGGGCGGAAGACGGAGCGGUUUGAGUCCGUUCGAUGCACACCUGGACUCCUGGAUACCCCCACCCGCAUCAGACGCGUCGAUAAUGUCGCGCGGGGGGGACCCGCCGAUCUAGCGGUCCGCCUGGCGGGCGAUGGGCGCGCGGAGCAUUGGCGGACGGAUCGAUCGCGGUACGCGGAGCAAAGCACGCGACGAGCGGAGCACGCGCGAGAGGCUCAGCGUCAGCAGCGGCGGCAGGAGGAAAGGAGGGGACUUUCCCCUGAGAGGGGCGCAGUGGAGUUGGCGGAGUGCGGCGGAGGCCAGGGGACGCACCAGCAGCAGCGCCAGCGGGAGGCGGAGGGGAGGCGGCUUUCCGCCGCGCUGCUUCCGCUCGGAACGGACGAAGCGGCUGCUGCUGCUAGCAACGGAAGUAGCUUUCCUUCGGAACGAUCCACCCGCAUGGCCGCGUCGCUUUCUCGUCACCUUGAAACUCGCGCGGCUUUAAUCCAGCGAGUUGAGAUGUACGGUAGACCGCGACACGCAGAGGAAGGAUCGCCUCGUUUUGAGCAGACUCGCUACCAGAACAAGUCGAAGGAAAUCGUGACGACAGGGGAAACGUCCGAGUCGGGGAUUAAAGCGGCAGCGACAGGUUCGGCAACGAGAGGUUCGGGCGUCGCUUUCUCGACGAGCGACGCUUUCUCGACGGUUCCCGCGCUUGUCUCCUCCUCUUCCGCGUCGCUCGCCUCUUCCGCCUCCCUCCCCUCUUCCACUUCCGCCUGCGCCUCCGCAUUUUCGCCGACCGCUUGCGCGGGGCUUCCGCCACCAUACGACGUCCCCCCGCCGGGGGGUGGCGUCUGCGGCGGCGGCGGACGCUCGUCGCUUCCGCACGUUCUGCCGCCCCUUCCGUUUGUCUUCGACGAAAAUUCCCUCCCAGAAAUCUCCAUUCCCACUCCCCGCUUCGUCGCCUCUGCGUCGCGAACGUCGCGAACGUCGGGAACUUCGCACGAGGGAAUCGCCGUCCCGGAGGCGACAGGCGGCGAGCUGGGCGAACGGGUCGCACGGUCGCCGAGGCGUACCGCUGGCGCGUCCGCGGAGGAAUGGGCGCGAGCGGAGGCGGGGGAGCAGAUAACGCGGGGACCCGCGCUCGGGGGAGAAAUGGCGUGGGGCGGAGAACGGCAGGCGGAAAGAGCAGAGAGGAUGGUUGGGGAAGCGGGGUGGGCGGAAGGGGCGGCGCCCGAGCUUGUGGUUACCGGGGGGAGCGUUAGUGAGACUCGUUAUAAGGCGUCUCACGACGGGACUGACGCUGCUGCAGCGCCCUCUAAAGACCAGACGUUCGAGGUGUUCUGCAGCCUGCUCCCGUUACUGUACACCCCCCGUACUAGCACACCCCUGGCAGUGUCACCUGCUGCCGCUCCAGCCGCAAUGUGGGGCGCGGGGAGCGGCACAGGCGCGGGGACAGGGGGAAGGAAUGCAAAUGCCGUGGCAGGGGGAAGCGGCUCAGGUGCUGGGGUGGGAAAUGUGAGCGUGGCAACUGCCAAAACCGACGAUCUGACUGUAACGGGCGACGAGAAUGUGACAAUAACGGGGGCGAGUGGUGGAAAUAACGGAGACUUUGCAGCUGCACCUGAACCGACACCUGAGCCAACACUUGAACACUCGUCUGCACUCAAACCUGCAAGUGCAGCCCCAAUUGCCUCCAACAGUGCCGAAAUGCCCAGCAGCACAUCCGGCAUCACCCUAACGGCCCAGACGGGCGGCAGAAUGGACAGAAUGGCCCGAAUGGCCCGAAUGGCCCGAAUGGCCCGAAUGGCCCUCCAAGCGCCCACGGAGCAGGGCGUGCCAGGGAGGACGCCUGGCCGAUCCCUCUCAGAGCCAGGACGAGCCCCUGCCUCCUCUGAGGUAGAGGCAGGCCAGGGGGGUAGUGGGGGAGCAGGGGGGACAGGGGCCAGACAGGGGGGGGAGGGGGGAGGGGGAGGAGAGGUGGGAGGUGGGGGGGGAGGGGGAGGAGAGGUGGGAGGUGGGGGGGGAAGGGAAGGUAGGGCAGGGCCGGUAGCAACGCGUAAGAGGAAGGCUGAAGUGGCUGCCUCUGCAGCAGCAGCAGCAGCAGCAGCAGCGGCGUUUGAUGCACAGGUUGAGGCACCAGCAUCUGCGGCUGUUGUUGCUGCUGCUUCUUCUCCUGCUGCUGCUGCUUCCCCUGCUGCUGCUGCUUCUCCUGCUGCUGCUGCUUCCCCUGCUGCUGCUGCUGCUUCCCCUGCUGCUGCUGCCACUUCCCCUCCGUCUCUGGGCAUGGACCUCCCUCCAGACGGCUACUCGUGGAGGAAAUACGGGCAGAAGCCGCCUAAAGGAUCGUCCUUCCCCAGGGGCUAUUUUCGCUGUGCUGUUCCGGGCUGCCCGGCAAAAAAAACAGCGGAGAUGGCUCCGGAUGGCGGGAGCAUGGAGAUUUUGUAUAAGGACGAGCACAACCACCCGAAAGGGGCGGCGACUGGCCGGCGUGCGUCGGCUGGGCAUGCUGGGGACGUGAGAGUGAUUAUAACGGAGGAUAUGGGAGGAUUCGCUCAGCUGGAUGCUACUAUAAAAGGGGAAGGGAAAGGAAGGGUAGGGCACCAAAUGGCCCUCUCCCCCGACCAUUGCCGGUUGGGUGCACUAUCACAGCAACGACCCUCUCCAUCCUCCCUCUCUCAUCGAUCCUCCUCUCCUCUCACCCGCCACUAUGCCUCCCCUCUCACCCACCCCUCUCCCUCCCCUCUCGCCCCUCUCCCUAACCGGGCCUCAACCCCUCACCCCCCUCCUCUUGCUCUCCCUCCCCCGCAGUCGCUCUCCUCCCUCUCGCUCCCCCUCUCCGCACACUGCAGCAUCACUGCCAGCGGCAGCGGGGAGGGCGUCAGCUCAGGCCGUGCAUUUAGCAACAGCAGUCCUGGUGGAAGUUACGUUGCCGGUAAUCCUGCUGGUGGUAACCCUUUUGGUGGUAACCCUUUCGGCAGUAACCUUGGAGGGCGUGGCAGCUUGUCAAGCUGUAUGACAGCCAUACCCACCCUUCCUACUGAACCUGCUGCCAUUCCUGCUGCUAUUCCUGCUGCUGCUGCUGCUGCUGCUGCUGCUGCUCCUGUGCCUGUUGCUUCUCCUGCGCCUGCUCCUGCGCCUGCUCCUGCUCCUGCGCCUGCUCCUGCUCCUGCUCCUGCUCCUGCUCCUGCUGCAACCGCCGCUGCUUCUACACCAGCCGCUGCCACCGCUCCUCCCCCUCUCGCUGCUGCUCGCAGCGUCCCCCCUCCCCCAGCACCUGCUCCUACUCUCAUUCCCACUGUGCGUGCGCCGCCCCAGACGGCCCCCCCGCCUCAAGCUGCCGCCGCACGUGCGUCCCACCCAUCAAACCACGGCUCCUGGGGACACGGGGAGAGCACGCCGGACCAGCCACCACACCAAGCUCCUCCCAGCCACGCACCGGACCACGGUCCGAGCCAACUCCCGAGCCAGGCUCAGAGCCAAGCUCCAAACUGCGAAGCACCAGCACCAGCACCAGCACCAGCAGCAGUGCCUACCCCUCUCCCCCCUCUCCCAGUGGAGACAGCAUCGGCCAUUCUCACCGUGCUGCAGCGAGUGCAGCCCUCGGAGCUACCAGCCCUCCUGGCUUCCCUCUCACCCUCCGUGCUCCGAGCUGUAGCCGCCGCCAUGUCAGCUGCUGCUACAGCCGCCCCAGGUGCCACGUCAGCCGAUGCUGCUGCAGAUUUCCCAGGCUGCAUAUCAGCACCAGACCAGCUUUCUGCUGCUGACCCUGCCUUCGUCCCUCCUCCUGUGCCCCCCUCGGCCCCUCUUCCUCUCUCAUCCCUUCCCCAUCCGCCUCCCCAUCCGCCUCCCCAUCCGCCUCCCCAUCCGCCUCCCCAUCCGCCUCCCCUUACUGCUGAUCCUGGUGUGGUUUCGUUGUCGCCACAAUUGCCCCCUGCUGCGCCCAUUGCGCACUCAGCUGCUACUGUAACGUGUUCUACAGUAACUCGGUUUUCUGUAGCACACGGUACAGUAGCGGCUAUACAAGCGCCAGCAGAGUCACUUGCGCCGACCACGAAACCAUCCCAGCAAGAGCUGCAACAGCAGCAGCAACAACAGCAACGACAUCAACAACAGCAGCAACAGCAGCAGCAGCAGCAACAACAACAGCAACAACAGCAACUACAGCAGCAACAGCAGCACCAACACAAGCAGCAGCUCCAGCAGCCACAACCUCCCUGCGUGGGUGCUGUCAGCAACAUCCAGCAGAGGAACAACAAGCGCUGCCGCCCGCCGCUGAUGGAUAUGCCGGUGCACCCAGUCAACUCAGUCAACGCUCCAGUCAACCCAUUGGUCCACUCGGGAGUCAAUGCAGCGACCCGUGCUUGGGAGACUUGCAAGAAAACUCGCUUCCAGCGUGAUGCUAGUAUUACCAACAUUGUUGCUCAUGCUCAUGGUGAUGUAGAUGCUAACGUUGCUGAUGUGGCAGGGAGAGAGCACGGGAGGUAUGAGGAGGGGAGUGGAAAUGCAGAAGAGGAGGAAGGGGAGGGGGAAAGGGAGGAGGAGGAAAGUGGGGAGGAGGUAGGGGAGGAGGAGGAAGGGGGGGAGCAGGUGACUCUAACGGUUGUGCAAGUAGAGGGGCCUGACAACAUGAAGAUACAGGAUGGGCAUGAGUGGAGGGCGUGUGGGCAUACUAUGAUGAGGCGCGACCCCAUUGGCCGGUACUUCUUCGAGUGUGGCUUUAAGGGGUGUGGCGCCAAGAGGAUGGUGGAGCGCUGCCCCCAGCAGCCUUCGGAUGGCAGUGGGCGGGUGAACCUGUUGGUGACAUACAUGGGGUCGCAUGGGCAUGGGUUGCACGGGCACGGUGCUGGGGAUGGGUAAGUGGAGGGAUGGCAGUGGAGUGAAGUGGGCGGGUGAACCUGCCGGUAACAUACAUGGGGUCGCAUGGGCAUGGGCAUGGUGCUAGGGAUGAUGGGUAAGUGGAGGGAUGGCAGUGGGCGGGCGAACGUGCUGGUCACAUACAUGGGGUCGCAUGGGCAUGGUGCUUCUGGGGAUGGGUAAGAGGAUGGCUGAACCUGCUGGUUACUUACAUGGGGUUGCAUGGGCAUGGUGCUGGGCUGGAUGGGCAGGAGGAUGGCAGUGGAUGGGUGGAUGCGGUAAUUCUGUGGAGGUGCUCCCAUGCACAUGAUGCUGAUAAGGGGUAGGAGGUUGGGUCAGUCCUUAGUAGGGUGAUAAUUGAAUCCUGGACAUGGGGAUGGUUGAAUGUGACUUGACUGUAGGCAUGAGGCAAUAAAAUACUAAUUGUGAAAGCUUCCUUAGGUCCUCUUGUAAAGGCAGUGUGCUUCAUUUCAUUUGGGAAACA
Molecule: messenger RNA, 5595 nt
Organism: Closterium sp. NIES-67
Lineage: Eukaryota; Viridiplantae; Streptophyta; Zygnematophyceae; Desmidiales; Closteriaceae
Source: the annotation of a GenBank genome assembly